This is a messenger RNA of Lytechinus variegatus (green sea urchin), 2149 nucleotides long. RefSeq lists its product as uncharacterized. The record is from RefSeq and is a predicted model, not a curated record. The transcript is spliced from 6 exons. Lineage: Eukaryota; Metazoa; Echinodermata; Echinoidea; Temnopleuroida; Toxopneustidae. The coding region runs from base 71 to 2149 and encodes 692 amino acids.
CGCGUAUUUUUUCUUUCUAGUUCAGUGGCCGCACUGAUAUGAUCUAUAUGCCUAUGAUUUUAUCACGAAUAUGGCACAAAGGGAACCAAACAAUCGACCCAGAUUCUACAAACGAUACCUGGACGAUGGAGAAACGAAUAUGCCGUACACUACAAUGCGUCGUCGGAGAAAUCACCUGGAAUUCAUGGAGCCUGAUGUUGACCAGAAUCAUGAUCUACGUCAGCCGGUGGCCAUGCAGCCCCCCAACCGUAACGCUGGCACCGAGGCUGAGGGCACUGGCGAUGCGGAUGGGGAGCAAGAGGUUGAUGACAUGACGGUCAUGGACGAAGAACAUCUCAUGAUGCGGGAAGAGGCUCUCCUGGUACAAAAUGUAGCCGAACCACAACAUGGGGAGGAUGCUGAAUCUGAUGUGAAUUCAAAUGAAGAUGCAGAUGAAGAAGUUCCACCUGGUAACCCAGAAGAGCAUAUCCAUGGAUUGAAUUUUCUAGGUGGGGAUCAGCAAAUCUCAAGUGAAGGAAGUGACAUGAAAAAAAUUGAUUCACUAUUGAUGGUUUUGAGUUAUGCUGUCAAGCACCACUUAUCUGGAGUGGCACUUCAGGAUUUGAUUGAAUUAAUCAAUCUGCACUGUCCAAACACUUUGCCAUCUUCAAAGUAUCUGUUCCACGGUACACUUACAGAUUACAAGGGACUGUGUCAAUUUCAUUUUUACUGCAAAUGUAAAAUGUACAUUGGAUGUGGUGAUGAUAUACAGUUCAUCUGCAAUGAAUGUGGUGCAGAAUUCAGUAGGGAGGAGAGCAUCAAAGGGGGGCAAUUUUUUAUUGUCCUUCCUCUAGCACAGCAAUUACAUCAUUUAUUGCAGUAUACUGAAGUUGGAGACACUAUCCUCAACAGGGAUCUGAAGAUUGAUGCUUCAGAUGAAGAUGAUCUAACUGAUAUAACAGAUGGUGUCAAGUAUAGAGAGAUGAAGAAGGAUGGCUUACUCGCUAACCCUGAAAAUUUCUCUCUGCUUUGGAACUCAGAUGGGGUACCGAUUUUUAAAUCUUCUCAAACUUCCAUCUGGCCUGUUCUGGUGAUGAUCAAUGAACUGCCGAUAAAGAUGAGACGAAAGAAUAUCAUGUUGACGGCACUUUGGUUUGGCGAGUCUAAACCAGAGAUGUCAGUUUUCCUGAAGCCCUUCAUAGAUGAGUGUCAGAAGCUGUCCAUCGAAGGUCUCUCAUGGAAGAUGGGACAAGAUGAAAAGAUAUCCAAGGUGUUUUCACUUGUAUGCACAACAGAUUCUGUUGCUAGACCACUGCUGCAAAACACAACACAGUUUAAUGGAUUUUUUGGUUGUGGUUUCUGUAAGCAGAGAGGAGAGUAUACCGAUGGAGCUGUGAGAUACCCAUAUAUGGAUCCACCACCUCCAAAGAGAAAAGAUCAAGAGACCAAACACACUAGUCUAUUAGCCCAAGAAUCAGGGAGAGUGAUUGAAGGGGUAAAGGGGGUUAGCAUUGUCUCCUUAUUGACGUAUUUCAACAUUGUAUCAGGUUUUAUAGCAGACUAUAUGCAUGCAGUGUGUUUAGGUACAGUGAAAAGAUUUAUGACUAUGUGGAUCGAUCCCGCUAAUAGACAAAAAGAGUGGUACAUUGGCCGCUUAAAACAAGAGAUUGACAAGAGAUUGAGAAAUGCUAAAGUGACUAAAGAGGUUUCUAGACUGCCAAGACAUCUCAAGGAUUUGAAAUUCUGGAAGGCUAUAUCAGCGCUUCUCGCUAGCAGAGCGGGAAAGGUCUUGACUGCAGAUAAAUCAAGGUGGCGAGGCAAACUAUCACUUUCUGGCAAGCUGGAUGUACAAGUACUCGCUAUCUUUCCUCAGCUUCGCUUUGGAAAGAUAGCUACAUCCAGCUUGCCUCGUGAUAGUUCGCCCAUCACCUUCACCAACAGUGAUUAUUUGCUUACUUUCAAGAGCAGCGUUGCAGCUACAGUGGACAGCAAGAUUGAGCAGCUCACUAAGACCCUGACCAAGCAGAUGGAGAACAAAGGUCGGGAGAUCAACGAGUACAGGGAGAAGCACAAUCUCAAGGUCAGAGGGGAGCAACCUCCAGACCAGGCUCCAAUGGAGAAGUCGGAUUCAUCAGGGUCAGCGGGGGUUUUAGUAUCUAAGGACACGUAG